Molecule: messenger RNA, 1358 nt
Organism: Corticium candelabrum
Lineage: Eukaryota; Metazoa; Porifera; Homoscleromorpha; Homosclerophorida; Plakinidae
Product: mucin-5AC-like
Exons: 4
Coding region: 20-1219 (399 amino acids)
Source: RefSeq, a predicted model, not a curated record
CACACACACACGCUAUGUAAUGGUGACAGAUGCAAACGCAUUGAUAAGCUGUCUACUGCAGCACCGACUUACCUUUGGCCAUGUGAGAGCAACCUCGUACCUGUACCUUGCAAAGACGAGUGCCCUCCUACUUGUCAAGAUCCUUUUCCUGGAGUAUGCACCAAAUCUUGUGUCAGCGGCUGCGAGUGUCCGAAACCGUUGUUGUAUGAUUCGUGUCAUAAUAAAUGUGUCGACUUCAGCGAGUGCUCAGCAAACUCGAGGACAAAUCGAUCUUGUAAUUCUACCGUUUCGCCCACGUCCACAAGUACAACAUCAACGACACAUCACGGUUCAGUCUUCUAGAGCAUCUACAACUGUUGGACCAACUAGUAAAAGCUCCAAGCCAUUUACCAUGCAGACCACUAGAGCAUCUACAACUGUUGGACCAUCUACUAACAGCUCAGAGCCAUCUACCCAGACCACUACUAUAUUAUAUUCUUCUCGUUCCAGCACAGUUCAGACUUCUGGAGCAUCUACAACUGUUGGUCCAACUAGUAAAGGCUCCAAGCCAUUUAGCCAGGCCAGUACUCAAUUGUAUCUCUCUCAUUCCAGCGUGGCUGAGACUUCUAAAGCAUCUACAACUGUUGGUCCAACUAGUAAAGGCUCCAAGCCAUUUACCCAGGCCAGUACUCAAUUGUAUUUCUCUCAUUCCAGCGUGGCUGAGACUUCUAAAGCAUCUACAACUGUUGGUCCAACUAGUAAAGGCUCCAAGCCAUUUACCCAGGCCAGUACUCAAUUGUAUUUCUCUCAUUCCAGCGUGGCUGAGACUUCUAAAGCAUCUACAACUGUUGGUCCGACUAGUAACAGCUCUACAACAUCUGUGAGUUCGCAGCAAACGACAGGAACAACUUUAAGAACAUAUUAUUCAAAGAGUAGUAAAACAACUGCUGCCGCUAACACUCAUGCUUAUAGUUCUCAAACGGUCUUACCGUCUAAGAGCCCUAGUACUGGUCUAGGUACUCAAUCAAUUGCUGGCAUCGCUUCAGUUUGUACAGCAGUCAUUCUAGUAAUGUGUGUACUGCUGUUAGGUGUGUAUAUCUCUAGAAGACGGAAACGACAAUAUGCAAGGUUUGCUGAUGCAAUGGAUGAGGUUGAAAUGGAUGAGAUUGGAAUGGAAUACGUAACAAGUGACAGCAAAGAACUGCUUCAUGACUCUGAUCAACACGAAACAACGCUCUAAGCUCAGUUAUACAUACAUACAGAACAAAGUAUAAUGCACAAUUUUUGCAACCAAAUUUUAUAGUUGAAAUAAUUUAUAAUUUAAAUUUAAAUCUUUUAAAUAUAAAUUAUUUUAAAAAAAUUUAUGUAAUAAAAUUGCA